CACUGAUCCUUCCCAGUCAAAACAGCGCUAGAGUUUGUCAGCGUGUCACUGGCACUGCCGGGAUUUAGCUCCUGCCGCAACUCUGCGCCGGCUCCAAUGGACAUUGCCUUACUCAACUGAGCAACUGCCACUUUAUCUACACUCACUGGCAGCAACUGUCUCUGCAACAGGACUGACAGGCAGGAGCUGGCACAGAAACUCGACUGAGUGGCAAGAUCUUGCUCUGUAAUAGAACUGAAAGGCACAGGCAGGAUCUCUACUAGGACUACCAGGAGGCAGUAGCUGGCACUUUCUGUAAAGAUGAAUCUCUAAUUGACAAAGAGACAACAGCAGGAUUGAGGGGCAAGAGCUAGCUCUCUAACAGGAUUAAGGGGUAGGAACUAUCUCUGUAACAGGAUUGAGGGGCUGGAGCUAGCUCUCUAACAGGACUGAGAAGUCAGUAGCUGGCUAUCUAAUAAGACAACUCAGGAGCAGGAGCUCAUUGUAUUACAGGACUGAGAGACUGGAACUGGCUGCAAAGCAGAACUGAAGGAAAGGGAUCUCUAACACUGAGAAACAGGAGGUGAGUGUAUAGCAGAACUGAAAGGCAUUAUCUCGUCUAGACUUAACUACUAUGAGAGGACCUGGCUAAAACUCCAAGGUUUGAAGGACAGAAAUUGGCUAAUAUCCAGUUCCAAGACUGAGGGUCAGGAGUUGGCUGUGACACCCAGGACUAAGGGGGAACAGAUUUCAACAUUCGGAGCGGAAGGACAAAUUGGAUGUAAUGCUCAGGGCUGAAGGACAGAUGCUGGAUGUAAAUUCCAGGACAGUGAAGCUACCAUAUGCACAUUAAGCAGCUAUGUACCAGGGAACUAACAUGCUUUAAUAGGGGCUCUCAUCACCUGGACCUUGGUGGUUUGAAAACAGGGAAUCAUUUUGGCCCAUACCAGAACAGUAAACACUGCAAUACUCAUCCCACUUUACACACGUUCUUUAUCACAGAGUGCACACUACAGAUGUGAAGAUGAUGGAGCUCAGCCUGUCUAAAGUGCCUCUCUAUGGUCAGAUGACUGUAUUUGCAACUUUUGGGCAAGAUCUUCAUCUCCCAGAAGAUGCAGAAUUCUACUUUGUUUACAGUGGAUCCAGCCAGAGGCAUGUAAUAUUUGCUGAGCGUAUUACUUCAAAUGUUCUGCGCUCUGUUUUUCCAGGCCACAACUGCCCAGAACCUGUAAUUGUUACUGUGUGCAUGCACACCGAGGGCUACUCACCUGUGAUUGUGGCUUGCACACCUGUAACAUACGUGAUGGACACUGCCUGCAAUAUCUCCCAGUUCCUGAAAGUGCACUGCGGAAGUCUAUCCCCCACCAGCCAUAAGACAAUACUCACCCAUUUUGGAGUGACAGUCAAGGAUUUGCUCCACAUGGACAGAAACAUGAUGCUGUGCCUCGCUAGUGAAGAAUUAAAGCCUACUUGGAAUAUCCUUGCAUCUGCUCCUGAAACAGACAGCUUUUCUGGGGAGACUUUACUUCACCUGACAGCAAGAUGGGGAUUGGAAGAAGUCUCUCAUUUCCUUAUGUACCAGCCUGGCGGGAUGUCCGCAUUACAUAGAGAAAAUGAAGAUCGGGAGACCCCAAUCCAUAUUGCAGUUCGCAGUGGACACAUUGGAUUGGUUGCACGCUUAAGAAAUUUUCAGGAUGCGCCUCCCCUCGACUCCUUCACCAUUGCAGUUGAAGAGGAUUCCUACUUACGGUUCUGUCAUUCAACCACAGUGCUGACACUGACACUGCUUCAGCCUCAGGGGAAGUCGCUGGAGUCCGACAUUGAGCUCUUCAGGAAAUGUUUGUGGGACACCCACUUCAUUGAAAAGAUAACAAGCCCAAUGCAAAAUACAGAUCACAAAAUACAGAACCAGCCCAAUGAAAUACACAGAGAAGAAGAUAAAAGAUAUUCAUCAAUAGAUGUGCUCAAGAGGUUAAAACACCCGCCUACAUUUCUUUCUGCAUCCAGACUUUCUGCCAUGCUGAAUGGAAGUGAUGAGGUGUAUGCCAACAGUAUGGUGGUGGAUGAGGUGACUGAUUCAGAGAUCAACUACGUUCAUUUGGACAAUGCCAAUACUGAAGCCUCACCUACAGACCGGCCAGACUCCACCCUCACGGCAGAUAAAGCAAAUAAUUAUAGUGUUUGUGCAUCUCCUGAGAGAAACAGACCAGAAGUAAACAAUGUGGAUGAAGCAGACCUGCCUGCUUUCCUUUCACCUGCCCAGCUGUACUCAGGUGCAGCACCGAGACAAAGCAGAAACCUCGGCUAUGCUGCCGAAAGGAGUGUAGCUUGUAAUAUCACAAAGAGAAGAAGCUCAAGCCUUGAUGGUCUCGAUGCUGAUAGUGAAGGAGAAGGAGCAUAUCCGAGAUACAAUUCUGGGUCGUCGGUUAAACAGGACUCUCCUGCUCUUCUGGCAAACAGUGGGGAUGAACUUGACUCUCCUGAAAGAAAUGCUGAGCCUGACUUUCGAAUUAGAGGAGUGGGAACGUUGCCCCUUCAGGGAAAGGAUCCACUGGGCACUGGUGUUCGAUUGCGUUCUUACUCCUGUUCCUCGCCAAAGCUUUCUGUUGGUAUAUCUCGCUUAGGAAGGGACCUCUCUGUCGGUGACACAAGUGAGGAUGGUGUGCUCAGCUUCAGUGGCCGCUCACUCCUCCAAGCACUUUCAUUGUCUAAAUCAGUUUAUCUUCUUCACCCUGGUAAACAGCGGGCCUACAGCCUCCCCGAUCAACUGAGAGAAAAAAGGAUUGAGGAAGAGGAAUGGGACAAAUACACAACCCCAACAAAACCAGAAUCUGAAAAGAAUAAAGUCAGCCGGACAUUUAGCUUCUUGCGAAACAGGAUGACCAGCACCAGGAACAAAAGCAAGGUGAAAAAUAAGGAUAUGAAAGAAAAGGUGAACAGGCACCAGUUUGUGACGGGCACAUUCUCUGGGGUGAUUCCAUGCUUGGUGUGUGAGAAGGCACUCUUGGGCAAGGAGUCUCUGCAGUGCUCAAGUUGUAAUGUGAAUGUACACAAAGGAUGCAAGGAGUCUGCUCCAGCAUGUACCAAGAGAUUUCAGGAACGAUAUCACCCAAAGAACAAGCAGUCACCUGUUAUAACAAAUUCAUUAUAUAAAGAUUUGCCACACCCUGUUCAACCUGCAAUGCAUAAUUCUUCUUCUGUGCCUCUGGGACUCUCCGCUGGCAAGAAAGAGACCACUCACUCCACCCCUCUGCAUUCUAAAAGCAUCCCUGUGUCAAACAUUGAUAGAAGGUCAGACCCCUCGCUGGAAUCAGAUGGAGACACCAAUAGCUCUAGAUCAAGAUCUCAGUCUGAAGAGCUGCUGCAAACCUUGGGCACACCUCCAUCCAUAGACUGUUUCCCAAUUGAAGAUGUAGUAGAUACAACUUUGUGGAAUGACUUCAGUAAUGACAUGCAGGAGUUCGAGGCAGAGUCAUGGAGUCUUGUGGUCGACCCAUUAUUCUGUGAGAAGCAAAAUAAAGAUGUUAUAAAGAGGCAAGAUGUCAUUUUUGAACUGAUCCAGACAGAACUCCAUCAUGUCCAGACGCUGCUAAUUAUGUCUGAGAUAUUCAGAAAAGGGAUGAAAGAGGAGCUUCAGUUGGACCACAGCACAGUGGACAGAAUAUUCCCUUGUCUGGACGAGCUGCUGGAGAUCCACAAGCAGUUCUUCUCCAACAUGAAAGAAAGGAAACAGGAAUCUAGGGAAGGCAAUGACAAAAACUUUAUCAUCAAAAGAAUUGGAGAUAUCCUCGUGCAACAGUUUUCAGCAGAAAAUGCCAGUAAAAUGAAGAAGAUCUAUGGAGAGUUUUGCAGUCACCACAUCGAAGCGCUGAGCUUGUUUAAGGAGCUACAGCAGAACAAGAAAUUCCAGAACUUUAUUAAACUGAGGAACCGCAAUCUCCUGGCUCGCCGUAGGGGGAUCCCGGAAUGUAUCUUGCUUGUAACUCAGCGCAUCACAAAGUAUCCAGUGCUUGUGGAAAGGAUAUUAAAAUACACCACUGAAGGAACAGAGGAGCACAUAGAUCUCUGCAAAGCCUUGGGGUUGAUGAAGGAGCUGCUGGCGGCAGUUGAUCUGCGGGUCAAUGAGUUUGAGAAAGGACAAAAGCUGCUGGAGAUUCUGAAUAAAACUGAAAAUAAAACCUACACCAAAUUAAAGAAUGGCCUGGAAUUCAGAAAGCAGGACCUGAUGAGCAAAGGGCGGGCACUGCUACACGAGGGAGUGGUGUUUUGGAAAACAGCUACCGGGCGAUUCAAAGAUAUUCAAGCACUACUGUUAACAGAUGUCCUGCUGUUUCUGCAAGAGAAAGAUCAAAAAUAUGUUUUUGCUGCUGUGGACCAGAAACCCCCAGUUAUUUGCCUUCGGAAACUGAUUGUGAGAGAAGUAGCAAAUGAGGAGCGUGGGAUGUUUUUAAUAAGCGCUUCAUCGGCUGGACCUGAAAUGUAUGAGAUUCACACCAGUUCCAAGGAAGAGCGUAAUGCCUGGAUGAGGCAGAUUCAGGAGACAGUGCAGAGCUGUCCGCAGGAAGAUGAAGGUAAAAGCUGUGAAUCCGAUGAAGAUAAGCGAGUGGUGGAGGCCAGAGCAGUGAAGGCUCAGAAGUAUCAUGAUACGCUGACCCUUCACGAUCAAAAUAUUUGUAAUACUUUAGAGGAGAAAUUACAGAUCUUCGCAGAACUCGCAGCCUUAACCGCAAAGAGCGACAUGCACUUGGAACCUCACCUUUUUAUCAAGUCCGAUUCAGGGGAAAUUCCUCAGGCUACGGCUCUCCUGGCUGCUGCACUAAAGGAGGCUGAAAAUCUCUACUCAAACAUAAAAUCACAAAUGGAGAAUCCGUGUUUACCUGAAUAUGAAAGCACACCGAGAAGAUGCCAAUCUGCUGAAACUUUAGAUGAAGAACUAGAGACAUCAUAUCUCUCCCAGAGCCCAGAAGAAAGAGAUAGAAGAAAACUUUCCUAUGAUGCCAACAUUUCUCAUGUGACGAGUGACAGGGAUCUGGCUUACAUAGAAGAAAAUGAGGAAUGUAUGCAAAGUCCAAGCUAUAAUCAAGAUGAAGUUCUACAAGUGGUGCAUAACCUCACUCGCCUGUUGUACAGUAUGAAGGCUACUGUUGCUAUGCAAGACAGCCACAUAGAACUCCAUAAAGCUUUGCUGCAAGAUUACGAAUUGGGCAAUAGAUGUUCGCUCAGUUCCCGUGGAAGUCUGCUAAUUGAACAUGAGAAAUAUCGAAACUUGGAAAAGCACCGCUUUGAGAUGGUCAACUUGCAUAAACUCAGGCAGCAGUUUAAUCAAGAACAACAACGCUGGCUGCGUGAAUGCGACCAAAAACAGAGGGAGAACGAGGAGAAGGAGAACAUGCUCCAGUAUAGGGAGCAGGAUUGUCAGAGGCAAGAACAGUUCUUGCACCAAAAGAGGGAGGAACUGGACCAACAGCAGCAAGAAUUCCAGCAAAAUCUGGAGCGGCUACAAGAAGGUCAUAGACUUGUGGAGAGGGAAAGGGAGGAUCUGGCUGUGAAACUUAAGCUCUGGAGGCAUUUUAACCACCACCAGCCAAGGAAUCUAUUGACUGAGAGUGUUGGAAGCCGUUGUUCCUUCAGUUUACAAGAGGAAGACUCUGUGUAUAUUAACAAUGCCUUGGCUCAGAUAUCAUUCGACACCAUCACAACAUUUCCAGCCCCAGACUACCCAAAUGCGCAUCUUUUUCACAACUCCAGCUCAAGCUUUGAACCAUCUACUGAGGAAAACACAAUGGACAUUGCUAAUGAACCGUGGAGCUCUGUGGUCUCUCGCCACCAAAGACUUGAAGGAUCUUCAUAUAUUUCCCGGCACAAGGAUGCAUGUAACAAUGAUCUGAAUGCGGCUCAUGUUAUUUCCUGUGGUACGCAACUUUCCUCGCCUAACGCAGCGCAGCCCACGGAACCACUGACCAAAAUGGCAGAAGACACUUCACCUCAUUUGGAAAAUGGCAAAAUUGAGGAGAACAUAGUUUACCUUUGAUUUUGUGAACGGACGUAACGUUUGCUCUGCAGACAAGGAACCCGCAGAACAUUUCUUUACAAUCAGACGAUGGACAGGAGAAAAUGAUGAUUUCUUUUUUUUCUUUUAUUUAUGUUUUUCUACUGAUUGCCAUUGAUUGGCAACGAUGUCAUGUGGAUUCUUAUGACUCUUCAUUGUUUUUUAGUAUCAGUUCUGUAUCCUGAUUUACCAGUCGAGUCCUUCUUUGCAAAUAACAGUGUAAGUGACACUACCCGUGACUCUCAUAGUAGCCCAGAGAGCUGCAAUGUGAUCCUGUGGUCUUUAGGAUUCUACAGAGGACAUUCCAUUGUAUUCUCAUGUAACAGAGGGUCUGACUGAAGCCUAUGGAUGUCUGUUACAUGCCAUUUCAAUGAUAUUUCCAUGAACUGCUCAUGGAACAAAUGGGAAUAAGCAGCCAAUCCCUGCAGGCCCUUGUAUAAGUAUUGUAUUAUAUAAGUGUAAUGGCUGGCACUGAACAUGUUGCUUUGUGGCCCUCGUGCUCCAUGAGCCUGGGGAUGUAUUUUUUCUUGUGGAAAACUAAGUUAUAUUUAAGUAUGCUGUAAAUUCCUCUUGUCUUCAGCACCUUUCUUCAAUUUAACUUCCUACAACACUAUCAACAAAAAUACAUACCUAAGCAUAUACUGGAUCUUUACUGGGAAAUUGCUCAGUGCUCUUCUCUGCACUUUUACAGUUUUUAUUCUUGAUUUCAUGAUAUUAGUAGUUGUAACCACCAUGUACCAAGAGCUCCCUCUGCAUUGUUAAAGGGAUACUGUCAUGGGAAAAAAUGUUUCCAGCUCUAUCACUCCUGUCACAAUAGAACUCUCUGGACUGCCCUUGUGACAAGAGUGAUAGAGCUGGCGCUCCUGCUUCACAUUCAUGAUAUUAGAAGUGCUUAUAUCAAGAAUAAUUGGAAAAAAUCAUGUCAAUUGCAAAUGUGCUCAGAAGAGCAAUUGUACAUAAAAGGGGUUGUUCACCUUUGAGUUAACUUUUAGUAUGA
Xenopus laevis (African clawed frog) is the source of this 7025-nucleotide messenger RNA. RefSeq names its product Rho guanine nucleotide exchange factor 28 L homeolog (gene arhgef28.L). NCBI's taxonomy places the organism in Eukaryota, Metazoa, Chordata, Amphibia, Anura, Pipidae. The transcript has 35 exons. The coding region runs from base 1004 to 6010 and encodes 1668 amino acids. Gene Ontology annotation, biological process: regulation of Rho protein signal transduction. The record is from RefSeq and is a predicted model, not a curated record. Gene Ontology annotation, molecular function: guanyl-nucleotide exchange factor activity; diacylglycerol binding. Gene Ontology annotation, cellular component: plasma membrane; cytoplasm.